CAUUCCAAACGCAGCGCGCUCUAGCAAAAGAUGCCCUAGUCGGGAAGACAGGGAGGAGGAUGGCGCAGUUAACCACUCCGGUUUCCCGCUCUUCGCAACCGCUGCUGAGACGAUCAAAGAAGUAUUUGGAAGAGCCGCUGCACAAGACGCUCUUCAAAGAGGGGAGUACGGAAGAGAUUGUUCGAAGGGAGCUGAAUCGCUUCCUCAAAGGCCCCAAAAAAGCCCAGAAAUGGGAGGUCGGAGUCUCUGUACGGAAGCUUCGGCAGCACAAGCGAUUUUCCACAGCAUUGAAGCUCUCGGAAACAAUGGCCCGAAGGGGCAUGAACCCGACGCCGAGUGACCAUGCAAUCCAUCUCGAUCUUGUUGCCAAAGCCAGGGGCAUCCCUGCCGCUGAAAAGUACUUCAUGGAACUCCCUGAGCCAGCGAAGAACCACCUACCUUACGGAGCGCUCCUCAACUGCUAUUGCAAGGAGCUAAUGACCGAAAAGGCAGAAGCCCUCAUGGAGAAGAUGAAGGAAUUGAGGUUCUCUUCAACCUCCAUGGCCUACAACAGCUUGAUGACCCUCUACACCAAAACCAACCAGCCUGAGAAGAUCCCGGCUGUCAUACAGGAAAUGAAGGCUGACAAUGUCAUGCCGGAUUGCUACACAUACAACGUCUGGAUGAGGGGCCUCGCUGCAGUCAACGACAUUGCCGGGGUGGAGCGAGUCAUCGAUGAAAUGAAGAGGGAUGGGCGGGUUGUGGGAGAUUGGACGACGUACAGUAAUCUAGCAUCAAUUUACGUCGAUGCAGGCAUGUUUGAGAAGGCAGAAGUGGCCCUUAAAGAGCUGGAGAAGAGGAAUGUCAGCCGCGAUCUCAUGGCAUACCAGUUUCUGAUAACGUUGUAUGGUCGGACAGGGAAUCUAGUUGAAGUUUAUAGAGUCUGGCGGUCUUUGAAGCUGGCGAUUCCGAAGAUGGCGAAUGUGAGCUAUUUGAAUAUGGUUCAGGUGUUGGUGAGUUUGAAUGAUUUACCAGGUGCGGAGAAAUGUUUCCGAGAAUGGGAAGCUAUGUGCUCAAAUUAUGACAUCCGGGUCGCAAAUGUUAUGAUCGGAACGUAUUUGAAAGCAGGCCAGCUAGAAGAGGCAGAACUGAUCAAGGAGGGUGCACAGAGGCAAGGAGCGAAGCCCAAUGUCAAAACGUGGGAGGUUUUCAUGGAUUAUCAUUUGAAGAAAGGGGAGGUGAAAUUGGCAGUAGAGUGCAUCUCUAAUGCAAUAUCGACAGGGAGAGGGGAUGGGGGGAAGUGGGCCCCACCAACCGAGGUUGUUCAGGCGGUGAUGGGCCAUUUUGAGCGAGGAAAGGACGUUGAUGGUGCCGAGGAGUUCCUUGCGAUUCUUAAUAAGGCUGAAUGCGACGUUGGGGUAGAGGCAUUUGAACCGUUGAUACGGACUUACGCAUCUGCUGGUAGAUCUAGUGCAUCAAUGCGCCACCGGUUGAAGAUGGAGAAUGUGGAGGUGAGUCAGGCAACUAAGAAGUUACUGGAUGUGGUGUGUUUGGAUUGACUUUUUUUCUCCUUUUCCAAAAUAAAAUGGGAAAACGUUUUUGUUCUAUUUUGGAUUUUGAAUCUGAUUACAAGCUGGAUUUGUAAGAUUUUGCAAUUGAGUAAAUUCCUUGCAAUUUUCAAGCUUC
This is a messenger RNA of Magnolia sinica, 1665 nucleotides long. RefSeq names its product large ribosomal subunit protein mL101 (rPPR4). Lineage: Eukaryota; Viridiplantae; Streptophyta; Magnoliopsida; Magnoliales; Magnoliaceae. The record is from RefSeq and is a predicted model, not a curated record. Bases 60 to 1538 code for a protein of 492 amino acids. The transcript has 2 exons. Gene Ontology annotation, molecular function: protein binding. Gene Ontology annotation, cellular component: mitochondrion.